Molecule: messenger RNA, 8944 nt
Organism: Acanthaster planci (crown-of-thorns starfish)
Lineage: Eukaryota; Metazoa; Echinodermata; Asteroidea; Valvatida; Acanthasteridae
Gene: gnptab
Product: N-acetylglucosamine-1-phosphate transferase subunits alpha and beta
Biological process (GO): carbohydrate phosphorylation; N-glycan processing to lysosome
Cellular component (GO): Golgi apparatus
Molecular function (GO): calcium ion binding; UDP-N-acetylglucosamine-lysosomal-enzyme N-acetylglucosaminephosphotransferase activity
Source: RefSeq, a predicted model, not a curated record
AGAUAAAAAGCGAAGAUGUAGGAAGAGAUUAUAACUCCGUACACAAUAGUUUCGUGAAUAGUUCACAAAAACUAGAGUAGACCCAUGGUUAUAUCAUACUUUUAUGCGUUCAAAUAUUUUGAAUUUAUUAUGGGUGAAGACAGGGAAUCUGAUAACCGAGGUGGGAUUAAAUCUUAAAAACGAAGGAGAAAUUUGUCACUAUGGUAACGGUAUUAUAGUAGAAUUAAAGCAAUAAGUAUAAUCGACAGCGAGGCUGUGCUGCACAGAAUAAAACAAUCAAUUUUUUUGCCUCUGACUAUAGAUUUCUUUCUUGUGAUAAUUUUUACUGGAUGUAAUUAGUGAUUUAUGCUUUGUGCGACGUUCGAACUGUUUGUAUAUUUCCCUUUUUCUUUGCCCAUAGAGGAGAGUCGAUUCAUAUAGCUGUCGCAUAAAUACAUGUAGAUCUAUUUUUAUUUUGAUGUCGUCGAAAUAAAACAAUCACUGUUGGGGCUUUGUGUUUAACCUGUGUUAACUUUUCAACUUGUUUUAACUUGUCAAUGUGAAUUUUACGAGUUGAUUGGCUUGUGUUAAGUGUGUAAAUACAAUGGUCUGUUAUACACUGAAAAUCGCGUGUGAUUAAUUACCACAUCACGAUAAGGCAAUAAUGCUGUUAAAACUAUGGUUGAUAUAAAGCUUACGGCGUUGACUAGGAUUCGAGGAAAAUUAUUUGUUUUGAAAUGACAUAUUAUGUUGAAAAGUAUUUUUAUAUAUAGCUAAUUAACUUUUCAAAUGGAGGUAAUCGUACACUGUUAUGUCUAUAUCGCUGGGUUUUGUAUUACUUGCAAAUUAUCGGAUACUAUUUUCAAUGACUUGUUAGCGUCUAAAUGUCUGGUUAUUUUGCCUUGUUAUUUCUUUGGUUUGCUUAUUUUGUAUGUUCAGUAGCUUAGAGUGGCUUUAAACAAGAUAAGAGGUUAACCUGCCUGUUUUGGUGGUGCACGUUUUCUUUCUCAUUUAUCUGCCGGAUCGGAACGCAGCCUAAAAUAGGGUAGGAUUAAUAAUCACUCCUUCUUUUGUAACCAGUUGAUUUGGUUUUUGGCUUGGAAUGAAAGGGUAUUGUUUGUAAUCUGGAUUCAGGUUGGGUCACUCCACGGGCUUUAGUUCAUUAUGCAGGAGGUAUGGUCCCCCUUUGGCGUACACUGCAUUCUUAUAUUCUGGUGCGUGCAUUGAAGCCUAGACUUAGGUAUGAAAGGUUCUGGUAGGCAAUGAUUAUUGUCAUUUCUUCCUUGGCCUCUGCUCACUGCACCAGCUUGUUUGGUCUGACAUGUCCCUGCCCUGCACAUGUAGUCUUUUGGGCGUGGCAUGGGGAUAUAUAGUUGGAGGUUGCCCCGCCAUAGCAUGGGGAAUGACCAGCGCUGGGUGGAUGUUUAGCUGAGUCUUCCUUGGAGUGGAGUCGAGAUCAGUAUUCGCAGCUGUUCAACAUUUACCAUGACAACAUCGCUGGGAAAGCCUUCCAAAACAGAAUGUGCCUGCCUAUCCCCAUCGAUGCGGUGUACACCUGGGUCAACGGGUCCGAUCCCAAGCUGAUCGCCGACCUCCAAAGAGUCAAAGAAAAACUUGAGAAAGAUUCCAAGAAGGACAGUGAGGAAGAGGAGAAGAAGCUCAUUCAAUGCAAAGAUGACAACUGUGUCCCCGGGCCGUUGAUCGUCUUCAGCGCGGUGUUGCCAGGCAGCCCGCAGACUGAAGAGUUGGCCAGGAGCCACAUCGCGUUUCUCCAGCAAGACAGGGCGUUCAAUUUGACCAAGUCGGGCCGGGAGAACAUGACGGUGGCUCAGUUUGAAAAGCAGUCUGUGGUUGACGUCAUCAUGAAAGAGAAGCCUUUUGUUAUGUACAAAGGAAGAAAUAUCUCCCUCUCAAGAGGGUUCCUUACGAGUGACUGGCGUGCAGAGGGGGGUGUGGAGCUGAAGGACAUGGCCUUCGUCUCCAACAUCGGCAAGAACGUGACGGAGGAGCAGCUGCAGCGGAAGAUCCCUGAGGACCAGCGGGAGAACGUGAGGCACAUCGACCUGACGUCCAGCGCCGGGGUGGCGGUCAUCACGCUGAAGACGGCUGAGGUCACCAGGGUGUUCAUCACGGAGUUUGAGAAAAGCGAAGGAGAGAAUGGGAUGAAGGUAGGCCCCGCCUACCUCCUGUGGGGUUUGGAGAAGGACACAGACCACGAGGAAGACAUCUCCAAGAGCCGAUUUGAAGACAAUGAGGAAAUGAGGUACUCGUUACGGUCGCUGGAGCAGAACGCGCCCUGGAUACGGCACGUGUACAUCGUCACCAACGGCCAAAUCCCAUCCUGGCUGAACCUGGACAACCCACGCAUCACGCUGAUCACCCACGAGGACAUUUUCCCGAACAAGAGCCACCUGCCCACGUUCAGCUCCCCGGCCAUCGAGAGCCACCUGCACCUCAUACCAGGCCUGUCGGACAAGUUCAUCUAUCUCAAUGACGACACUAUGUUUGGCGUGCCAGUCUGGCCGGACGACUUCUACACCCACUCGCAGGGACAGAAGGUCUACCUGACCUGGCCUGUUCCAAAUUGCGCCGAGGGGUGUCCACCGUCCUGGAUCCGAGACAAUUACUGCGACACAGCCUGCAACAACUCGGAAUGUGAUUGGGACGGUGGGGACUGCGACGGCGUGAGCAAACCGGGGCCGGUGGGAGGUGGCGUUGGAGGCGACGUUGCGCGUGAUACACCAGACCUGUACUGCAACCCAGGAUGUGCCAACAGCUGGAUUGCUGACCGCUACUGUGACCAGACUUGUAAUGUUGCCAAGUGUGGCUUUGACGCCGGCGACUGUGGCGUGGACAACUUUCCCCACCUGUUUGGAGUGGACAUCAAGGGACCGGUGAACAUCACAAUACCCAAAGGCGUCACAGCCUUCUUCCUCAACCUGACGGUUGUCUUUGACACCAACUCCUCCAUCACCGAGGCCCAGUACGACGACCACAAGAUUGUCCGGACGGCCACCGUGGCCCAGAAGUACAAGCUGAUCACGGUGCUGCUCCACGAAAACGUGUCGGACACACUGAUCGGCGUCAACGUCAGCGGCAGAAGGAACGACGACACCCUACUCAGCGUGUCAUUCAACAUGACUGUCAACUCCAUCCCUGUUACCGAGAAGGCACUGACAGUAGUCAAGGAAGGGGAAGAAAAGACAGUCACAGAGAAGGAGGAUGAGAUGUCAAAGGUCGUGUUUCAUGACAUUCCUGAGCAUGACAGGGGGCCCCAGAUUCACCUGAAUGCCAACAAGCCGGCUGUAGAAAUGCCAGCCAUUGAUCUAGAAUCCCUCAGUGAAGAAAUCGCCUUGAAACUAGCCGAGCUGAACAAAAAAUUUUCAGACGGGGACAUCACUGAGAAAGGACACAAGAAAUACAAAGCUCAGAUUCUUCAAGAAUAUAUACAGUCUCCAGAGUAUGCCAACAGAGUUGCUGGAAAACCAGAAACCAUCAAAGAAACUGGUGUACACCAUCAGGAAGGGGACUUUCAGGAAGUUUUGCAAAACGCCAAUGGGAAAUCUCUGCCCAAGCCUGGAGUUGCAAAAAGUGGGGGAGAGGAAAGCAUUGAUGGGUUUAAGAGGUUGAAGUUCAGGCACAUCGUGCCUAAGCCAGGGGGACAGGAUGCAGUGGAGCUUGGAGAGAAGAGGGAGGCAGAACUUCCAGGAGGGAACGUUAGGGACAAAAAUGUGGACCAAAAGGACGAGAUGUUGAUGAAGAAGUUUGAUGUGAACCUCCAGCAACUUGAUCUCCAGCAGCCUUUUAUGCAACAACAGUUGCAACCAUCAGUUCAAAAGCAACAGCGAUCUAUGCAACAGCAGCAGCCAGUUGUGCAACAGCAACAGCCAAACUUGCAAAAACAGCCACUGGCGCAACAGCAACCAGGCCUACAGCAGGAGCAGCUUGUGCAACAGCAGCACCAACUAGGCCUACAACAGCAACCAAUUAUGCAACAACAGGACAAGCCCCUUGUGCAACAGCAGCAGCCAUUUGUGCAACAGCAAAUGCACCAGCAGCCAGGUCUACAACAGCAGCCGCUUGCACAACAGCAGCAGCCAUUUGUGCAAUGGCAGCAGCCAGGUCUACAACAGCAGCAGCCAGGUAUACAGCAGCAGCCACCUGUACAACAGCAACCAGACCUACAGCAGCAGCCACUUAUGCAGCAACAGGACAAACCAUUUGUCCAACAACAGCAGCCAGGUCUACAGCUGCAGCAGCCAGGCCUACAGCAGCAACCACUUAUGCAACAACCGGGCAAACCAUUUGUCCAACAACAGCAACCAGGUCUACAGCUGCAGCAGCCAGGUCUACAGCAGCAGCCACUUAUGCAACAACAGGACAAGCCCCUUGUGCAACAGAAGCAGCCACUUGUGCAACAGCAGCAGCAGCCAGUUAUACAACAGCAGCCACUUGCACAACAGAAACUACCGCAGCCAAAAAGCCAGUCUCAACCACUGGAUCAGCAGCAGCACCACAAUGGUCAACAGCAGCAGCCUUACCUUAAGCAGCAGCCACGAAUCCAACAACCAGAAAUCAAUCCACAACAGCAACAGGUAAAUGCCCAGCAAUUUCCACAGGAACAGCAACUGCCUGAUCUAAAGCAGCAACCGCAGCAAGUUGGCAUUCAACAGCAGCCAUUAAACCGGCAACAGCCAUUUGCCGAAGAGCAGAAGCAGCAUCUGGGCCUGCAGAGGUUGCAGCAACAGCAACUGGGUGAUUCGGAGGACUCCAAAUUUGUUGGAGCUGGUGGAGGUGAAGUCCAGCCCAAGCAGGCAGCCAUGGAUCAUCUGAAUUACCAUGACAACAAAAGGGAGGUGGCCAAUCAGGAAGCUGGUGGCGAUCCGUUAGGUGCGCGCAUCAACCCGCGCCGGCCGCCUAAUAUUAACAACCUCCAACCAGUCCUGUUUAACAGGAAGCCACCACAGCAGGCCGGAUGGAACCAGAUUGGGCAAGCUGAACAACAUGGUCCCCAGAACUGGCGAGAACCAAUCCUGAUCAACCAGGAACCUGUCGCCCACAAUAGAAAGAAACAGCGGGGGGACCAGGGAAUCCCAGCAGACAGAAACCAGCCACUUGGUGCUGGGAACCAACUGCCUUUGUCUCAGGACAGAGUGAAUCCAUUGGCGUUAAACAGGCCAGCCCAGCAAUUACCAGCAGAUGAAAAGUUCCAGCUUCCAGAGACACGGUUGCAGAAACAAGAAGGUGCUGUCAAGGAGGCUGCACAGCAGGAUGUUGGCAAACGCACUGGAUUAAACCAGCCUAAUUCGGAUCCUGCCAAAUUGGACCAAGGACAAGGGAACAUGGCACCGCUCCAGCCAAAUCUGGUCCCAAAAGAUGAAGAGCAAAAGAGGAUCGUGGGUGACGAUAUUCCUAAAAAGAAAUUCUACAAAGGCAGGAGGAAAGAAACUGGAAGAAAGUUUAUCCCUCAACAUGAGGACAACAUUCUCCAUCAACGGAAACUGCUUUCAGUUGGAAAUUACCAACCUGAUAUAGAUCAACACAAUGAAAACAGACCCUUCCUUAAAGAAUCUCCGUAUUUAAACAUAGCACAUUUUUUCAGUGCAGCGUUAUCAAAUUUAACAUCUUCAAGACUCCAAAAUUCUCAGGGAGAACCGCAGAAGAACAGGGUGCAUCUUGGGAUAGGACAAAAGCAUCCUGGGAAACAGUUUGUUGAAAUGAGAGAUAAUGCAGCAGACAGGGACAGAAUUUAUAAGAAAUCAGAUAUAACAGUCGGCAGAGGCACCAGACUUAAAAAGCAUGAGAGAGGUGCAGUCGCCGUGACGAUGGAUGAUGUCACAGAUGAAGAGGCGGAGCAGCUGGUAGAGGAUGCUGAUCAGUACCUGAGGAAGACCAGCUUUCUGCCUUGGGAGAGAAAAGAAGCUCAUCAGGAAAAACGGAAGAAGUCAGACUACCAGACCACAAGCUACAGAAGUCGGAAGCCGUUGGAUACAUUUGCCGACUCGCUGAUCCACGUCAACAGGAUCUACAACAAGCGAUUCGGCUUCAUUGCGCGGAAGGUGCCAGGCCACAUCCCUCACAUGAUUGACAUCAAUAUCAUGAAGGAACUACAAGCUGAAUUUCCUGACGAGUUUGAUGCGACCUCGUCCCAUCAGAUCCGCCACUCCAAAGACAUGCAGUUUGCUUUCUCCUACAUGUACUACGUCAUUGGGUCGCCAAAGGAGGUGAACACCAACGAGAUCUUUGACGAGUUUGACACCGAUCACUCGGGGGUUCUGUCAGACAGGGAAAUCCGAACCCUAGCCACGAGGUUGUUUGAGCUUCCCCUGGACUUGCAGACGCUAAGUUCCCUGGAGAACAACUUCAUCCAGUGUGCCAAGAACCUGUCCCGGGAGGUGUACGAAGACCCCAGCCUCACCCAGGAGAAGUACUAUGAAGAGAAGAUGCCGCAAGUCACCAAGGCCCUAGUGGCCAAGUGCUCGGCAGUGACUGACCUAAUGCAGAAAAGUGUCAAAGGUCAAACUAAUUACAAGUACGAAAUCCUCGGUGAUGAAGAUAUAGCUUUCAAGAUGAUUCGAACCAAUGUAUCACAGGUCAUAGGUCAACUGGAUGACAUCAGGAAGAACCCCAAAAAAUUUGUCUGCCUAAAUGACAACAUCGACCACGCCAGUCCCGAAGCGUACAUGGUGAAAGCAGUGUUACAGGACUUCUAUGAAGCGCUGUUCCCAAUCGUCUCACAGUUUGAGCUCCCGCGAGAGUACAGAAAUCGGUUUUUACACGUUGACGAGCUUCGAGAAUGGAGACGAUAUCGCGACUGGCUAAGAUUCUGGACCCAACUCUCCUUGCUUGCGUUGAUUGCUUUUAGCAUAGCCUCGUUUUGCUCACGCCAGUUGCUGGCCUUAAAAAGACGCUGCUGUCCACGGCGACGCACAAAAAUGAGUGAAAUCGCAGAGAAAGUGCAACAUGUAUGACAAUCAAGGAAAAAGGAAGCUUCAAAUAAGAACUGAAACCUUGUAUUCGUCCAUGCCAUCAGAUGGCAAAACAAAAACCUCCGUCAAAAACUGACCAGGCUGAAGGCUGCCUUGUUGGCUGUUCAACAAAGAACCAUCCAUAAUCAUGCCUGCCACUGCAUUAGGCUUGGGCGAGUCUGGGGUAAAAUCAUUUAGAGUCGAUUCCAUAUAGUUACUUAUGUUGGAUGGGAGGCGGGACAGUUCUCUGUAUUUCCUUUCCGGGAGUUUUGAUUCUAGCAAGAAGCAUUCUCUGAAGACAAUUGACCACAACAGUAAUGUAAAACCCACUGUUCACUGUAUACAGCGUUCAUAAAUGUACUUUGGUAGAGGACAAAACACCAAAUAUUUUUGUACAAAAAAAUUUAAAAUCUUCUUGGGGCAAAUCAUUACAUUUCAUAAAAAUACUUUUGAUUUGAAAUUGAACACCAUUAGUCGUGAGAAGUGAUUAAUGAUAAGGAAGUUCCCCAAACCUGUUAUUCGUUUCCCAUUAGAUCGGCAGUACUUGUAAGGUGGAAGAUUUACGUUUGGUUUUUGUAGUAUGAUGCAGCAUUGUUGUUUGUAUAUAUUUGCACAUGGAGACAUGAUGUGGUCAUGUUUCUUCCAGAUUUAUAUUUAAGUGGGUGCUGGUACUGCCAUGUGAUUGUUAUUAAACUGCCUCAGUUGGAAAAUGACAAGAACAUUUUGACCCAAUUAAAGACAAAAAUCUGUCUUGCUGCUUUAUGUUCAUUUGAAAUAAAAUUAAAACCUUCUCCCUUUUUUAGCAUUUUUAUAUUUUACUCAUAUAGAAUGCAAUUUUUUUGAUUUUCAAAAUGGCAGUGUUUCAGAUGUUGUAAUGAAAUUGGGUUAGAUGAGUGUCAAACGUCAUAGGACAGUGUGGCAGAGAUUGUGAGAUGUCAUAUGAUCGUGUAGAUGAUUUUCAGAUGUCAUAUGACAAUAUGUCAGAAUGUUGGGUGUCAUAUGACAGUGUAGAUGAUUGCCAGAUGUCAUGACAGUGUCAGAUCUCGUAUGACGUGGCAAAAAUUACCAAAUGUUUCAUGUAAGUGUGGAUGAUUGUCAGACGUCAUAUGAUAGUAUGGUAGAGAUUGUCAGAUGCCAUAUGACAACGCAGAUGAUUGACAGAUGUCAUAUGACAGCAUGUCUGAUGCACAGUGUGUCAGUUGAGAGUGUGUCAGAUGCAAUAUUUCCAUGAAGCAUGCAGCUCGAUUGUGUGUACAUAUAUUUUGGUGGGUUCAUUUUGGGGCCCUUGUAAGAUGUCCAGUCUGGUUGUACUUAAAUGUUGCUUGAACUUUUCAGUUGAAAUACAUGUACAUGUAGUGCAUUUGUGCAAGACAACCUCAAGAGCAUAAAGAAAGAGCACAGUUUUGUGCUCCAAUUUUUUUUUGGUCUUGGUCUUUCAUGGGAAGUCGCAAUUAUUUUAUGCAUUUAAGUUAACUUUAGUGAUGCCAGAAAUAACGGGGGUUUUGGACAAUGAUUAUGUUUACUGUAUUUCAGUUCUCGUUUUAUAGUUUUUGGUGAUUGGUGUAAACUAAGGAGUUUUGUACAGUUAUUUUUCAGGUUUAAGAAAAGUGCUUUUCUACAUCAAAAAAGUAUAUAUUUAUUGCUGUAAAUAGAGGCACACCUGCAUUGGACAUGUAUAAUGUGCCCCGUAUGGCCAUGAGGAUCAAAAUAUCUGUUUGGGGUCUUUCUGUGGGUAAUUUUUUUUUACUUUUGGACUAGUGUAGUUGGAAUAUAAGGGGUACAUGCAUGUAAUUUAUAAAUUACUAUUUAUAAUGUUCAUGGCUGUUCUAAUAAUUUUCAGAAUGCUGCAAAGCAUUUUGAAGUCAUUCAGCUUUUAGGAGAAGCUGGCUGCACACGUAACGGGAACACCGCGCUGUUUUGUGAAAUUUAUCUAUUGAAAAUUAAAAAAAAAUUUUUGGACGUUUGUUUCUUCCCAAUAAAUAAUUGAGAACAAAGAA